Messenger RNA from Polypterus senegalus (gray bichir), 2772 nucleotides. RefSeq lists its product as uncharacterized. Gene Ontology annotation, biological process: protein linear deubiquitination. Lineage: Eukaryota; Metazoa; Chordata; Cladistia; Polypteriformes; Polypteridae. Gene Ontology annotation, molecular function: cysteine-type deubiquitinase activity. The record is from RefSeq and is a predicted model, not a curated record. The transcript has 8 exons. Gene Ontology annotation, cellular component: cytoplasm. Bases 499 to 1566 code for a protein of 355 amino acids.
CUGAGCUAAUUCCUGCUUUGAAUUAGCUGCUUGCCGGGAUUCUCCAAACUCCGGAGUCAUAGUAUUAAGUUGGCUUGAAAAUGGAUAUGCGGCAGUGCAAGGGUAAAAAGCAAAAGUGCACCAACAAUCUCUCAACGUGCUAACGUAAGUGGCUCGCACGUACUGUAUUCCUUUGGAGGAAGAUGCGUUUUACUUUCACUUUUUUAAUGUCAUGGCUGACACCACAUGAAAACAGCUUGGAAUUAACAUACUAGUUCUUGCAGUCGGCCACAAGUUUGAGAAGGGUGGUCAUCAGAAAUAUAUUAAUUGCAAAAGGUUUCGAAUGUCUGGAAAUAACCGUUGGAACACGGCCGCUGCCUGCGGUGAAAGAAGAUCAACAAACGGCAGAGUCAAAGUGAACAAUCGCGACUCGUCUGCUCUCGCGGCCGUAAACACAACUUGAGCGGUGGGCAGGCUUAACGCAGCGGACACAACUUUUACGAAGGUGCAAAUAAUACAAUGGAAUAUGCUUCGGAGAUUUUUCAUCAAUUUUACACUGCUGGAUGCUUUAUUCUGGAUUUUAUUCAUACUGGCUUGAAUUUGUUUGCACUGGCAUCUGUCCUGACACUUCUCGGAAGAUAUUUUUGUGCACUCACAAUGAAAAAUAGUUCUACAGGUUCUCAUACAGUUUCAUUGACAGCUCAUCAGACUUCUAGGGAGCCAAGUACCAACAUCACAGAAAUCAUUAGCACUGAUUGGCUGACACCAAAGAAGGAAAAAAAAUCAGUGCUCUUGGGUGAAACUCAAAACACUGUAUUUAGUGGUGAAGGAGAAGGCCUCCAUUUAAAGACUGUUAAACAUAUUCCUCAGAAAUCUGAUGUAAACAAUUGCACAGAAUCUGGCAGUGAUCAUCAAUUAAUGAACAGCACUGAGGAAGAGCUGUAUCAGGAUGUAGGAAUUAAAGAAGCUGAGGAUGGACAUCAAUCAGAGACACAUUUUGAACAUGAUGAAUAUCUAUAUUUGGGAGAUGGAAGCCCAGAUUCAUGUGAAGCAGGUCUAGAGGGGUACACCUGCUUUGAAUUAAGAAAGAUUAUUUUAGAAAAUAUGGCCACAUGCAGGGAAUUUCCACUCUGGAUCAACGCAAAUGAAGCCUCACAGCUUCCAGAAAAACUAUUUAAUGAUGGAUAUCCUUGGAUUAAUCAAUGGAACUUUGACUACAGAUCUGGUGAAAAUCCCAUUAAGAAGCUGCAGUCAAGUUUAGAUUUCUUUCAGAAAAUGUGGAUGUUAAAUUGCUGCCUUGAGUCUCCGAGUGAAAGACUGAAUGCCUGUGAAUGCUUUUUUAGUACUACAACCAAUGAGGAAAAAAUAUCUGAGGCUGUCAAGUUUCUCAUGCUGUACAGAUCAAUUCAGCUUUAUAAUGAUAUGGAGAAUGGAAAAGAAGUCCCUUUUUUCUGCAGACAGCUUUUUUCAAGAACUUCUUCUCAGUAUCCCUAUAAUUUCAUGAUAAACCAUCUGAAUCAAUUGACACUAGACAGUAAACUUACAAAGGUAGAAGAGGAAUUACUUCAGUAUACUUUGCUCAGAUGACCCUUAGUAAGGCUGAAAAUACAUUUUUGGGCUGUAAUGAAGAGACUGUUUUUCUAAGGAAUGUCCAUGCCACUUCCUCACUUCAAUUAAUAAGCAUUGUUGAAAUUGCUAGAGAGGUUUUUUAAUAGUAUUAUUUCAGAAAAAGAUCAUAAAAGACUUGAGGAAGACUUGAACAGAAGUUAAACAUCAGAAAAGAACAUUUUUAAUUUUCUGAAGUAGUAGGAUACAUUUUGAAUGUACUAUAUUUUGACCUUUUAUAAGGAUAAAUAAACUAAGAAACAGUGUUGUCCUUUCUGCUUAUUAGUCAGUGAACCUAAAGUGUAAGUAUAGAGUUGAUGUGCCCUCAUAUGGUCUGUGGAAAAAAGAAUACCUCAUAAUCAUGUCUCACCUUUCUCCAGAGUAUCAAUUCUUGAUUCCCUUUUACUAUCAGUAAUGGUAGUGGUAUUAAUAUUAUUAUGUACAGAGUAAAUUGAAAGCCUUACUUGCAUCUCUUUCAUUGCAAAAUGUCACCACUCUCCAGUGCUAUGAUAAACACAUUUAGAAAUGCUGCCCAUAUUAUCACUAGGUAUAUACAUAACAAUAAAAUAAAAAACAAAAAUCAAAGAGCACCACAAAGAGCAACAUCACUCAAGAGAGGCAACUUUAAAGUAUACUGUAAUAGCAUUACUGGAGUAAUGGAGGACAGAGAACUUCACGCAUAAAAGGGCCUUAACCUGCAGGCCCUAAUCCUUACAGAUGGCCUCAGGACAAGAAAUGAAGCGUGUGAUAAUACAAUUAACUCACUGUAUAUACAUUUAUAGCAUCUUAUUUUCCAAAUGAUUAUAUUUUAGUUGUGUUUUUUUACUAUGCUAAUCAAUUCCUUUCAAAACUUAAAACACUGUAUAUUUCUGUGCUGAAUUAUCCACUUAUUAUUAAAAUUAUAUUAAAAUGUAAUGGAAACAGAAACCAAACCAGUAUAAGGCAGACACAUCUUAAAUAGCAUUACCAUACUGAAUUUAGAAAUAUCUUCAUGCAGACUGUGUAUAUUUAUAUCUGACUAUAAUAUAUGUUUCACAAGUGCUAUUAAUUCAGCCUCAAUCCGCAUGCAUUUUGAGGCAAACACUAAAAUGUACUAAGACAUGGCCUGUUACAGGUUUAAGACAACAGAGGGGAUAAAAUAUUUAAGUUUAACAUAAAUGAAUUUAUGUAUUAAAAGAAAAAUGUACA